Molecule: messenger RNA, 6003 nt
Organism: Pimephales promelas (fathead minnow)
Lineage: Eukaryota; Metazoa; Chordata; Actinopteri; Cypriniformes; Leuciscidae
Gene: ndst1b
Product: N-deacetylase/N-sulfotransferase (heparan glucosaminyl) 1b
Cellular component (GO): Golgi apparatus
Molecular function (GO): deacetylase activity; hydrolase activity; heparan sulfate N-sulfotransferase activity
Source: RefSeq, a predicted model, not a curated record
GAAACAGCUCAAAGUCUCUGUGGAUCAUGAACCUCAUUUACCUUCUCCACUGUUUAGCUUAGCUUAGCCAGCCUGCUAGUCUGAUCUGGAGCUGUUUUCUGUUACAAACACCCACAUUGCCCCUGUGUUUUCCAAACGCGUCUAUAAACAUAUAAACAGCUCUGAAAAUGAAAGUGUAGUUCUAUCCGUCCAUCCCAACUCGACAUUAUCCGUCGCGCUGAGUUAAACGGGUCGACUAACUUAGCAGUUAGCAAGCUAACAAGCCGGAGAAGAGAAAGAAGUUUGGACCGGUCAAGUUAAUUGUCUCCUGCGUUUGAAUUGGAUUAUUUUAGUCGUUUGGUUCUUUCAUGUUUCCAGGAAUGCCUGCAGCGUCUCAGAAGACUCACCUGCAGAUCCCGAGCUCAGGCGAGCAGAGCCACUUUUGAUGAGAUUCUGGGAGGACCACACUGUCAAACAGAGGUGAACUCGAGGACAACAGAAUGCUCUGGGCAUGAUCUGUCUAGAGCAUCCAGUGACGAAAAACAAGAAGCCACCUUCACCAAGUCUGAAACACAGAUCUUCUCUACACUGGAUCAGGAGAUAAGGACUCAGAGAGGGUAGAGAAGGGGCGUAAAGGUGUAGGGCAGGGGGCCGCUGGUGCAUGUGGGGGCAGUGCACAUCCCUUGCUGGAGAGUGGAAGCCCACCUCGCCCAUGCAGUCCCCUGCCCAACCCAGUCUCGCCACCCUCUGCAAUGGUGACAUGAGCAAAUGCAUAAAGGAGAAGCCCCAUUUUGACUCAUCUUUUUUGACUCAUUGGAAAAACCAUACAAUAGAUUUGUAAAUAGAGGACUGUGUCUAUCCUAAUUGGUGCGGUCGCAAGGUGAUGAUGCUGAUGUGUGGACGUGUAAGGCGGCUCUUCCGUCAGCUCACGCUGCAGACCAGCCUGCUGCUCCUCUUCCUUUUUUGCAUGGUCAGUGUCCUCAUCUCAGCCUAUUUCCUGUAUGGCGUCAAACGGGAGCUCGAACCAGCUGGGGUCGGAGGUAUGGUGGUCCCAGAAGAAGGUACUGCCGAUUGGGAAGAUCCCCGAGCGACUCCUUCCCCUCCGUCUGCAAGGGUGCUGCCUGCCAGAACCGCCAAACCGGCAGACAUGUCUCGAACUGACCCUGUUGUACUGGUGUUCGUGGAGAGCUUGUAUUCUCAGUUGGGCCAGGACAUUGUGGCCAUCUUGGAAUCUGGGAGGUUUCGGUACCAGACUGAGAUCGCCCCAGGGAAGGGCGAUAUGCCCACACUCACGGACAAGAACCGGGGUCGAUUCACACUGGUCAUCUAUGAGAACAUCCUCAAAUAUGUCAACCUGGAUGCCUGGAACAGAGAGUUGCUGGACAAAUACUGUGUGGAGUAUGGCGUCGGAAUCAUCGGCUUUUUCAAGGCUAAUGAGAACAGUUUGCAGAGUGCCCAGCUCAAGGGCUUUCCUCUCUUCCUGCACUCCAAUCUGGGUUUAAGGGACUGUAGCGUCAACCCCAAGUCUCCACUGCUGCUCAUAACCAAGGCCCGGGAAGUGGAACAUGGCCCCUUACCUGGAGAUGACUGGACUGUCUUCCAGUCUAACCAUACCACCUAUGAGCCUGUGCUGUUAGCUCGUGGACGGAGCACGGAGGCCAGUGGAGCGUCCGGACCCCUUCAUGCAGCCGUGGUUCAGGAUUUGGGUCUUCAUGAUGGCAUCCAGCGGGUACUCUUCGGCAACAACCUGAAUUUUUGGCUGCACAAACUGGUGUUGGUGGACGCAGUGAGUUUCUUGACUGGCAAACGUCUCUCGCUGGCUCUUGAGCGCUACAUACUGGUGGAUGUCGAUGACAUCUUUGUUGGGAAGGAGGGCACACGGAUGAAGGUUUCUGACGUCAAGGCACUUCUAGAGACGCAGAAUGAGCUCCGAACCCACGUGCCCAAUUUCACUUUCAACUUGGGAUUCUCUGGAAAGUUCUUCCAUGCGGGCACAGAUGAGGAGGAUCUUGGAGAUGACCUGCUUCUGUCCUACAGUAAAGAGUUCUGGUGGUUUCCCCACAUGUGGAGUCACAUGCAGCCACAUCUCUUCCACAACCAGUCUGUGCUGGCUGAACAAAUGCUGCUCAACCACAAGUUCGCGGAGGAGCAUGGGAUUCCCACAAACAUGGGUUAUGCAGUGGCUCCUCAUCACUCUGGAGUGUAUCCCAUUCAUUUGCAGCUCUAUGAGGCCUGGAAGAAAGUGUGGGGCAUUAAAGUGACCAGUACAGAGGAGUAUCCCCACCUCAAACCCGCACGCUUUCGCAGGGGCUUUGCGCACAGUGGUAUCAGUGUGUUACCCAGACAGACCUGUGGUCUCUUUACUCACACCAUCUUCUACAAUGAGUAUCCUGGAGGCUCUAAAGAGCUGGACAAACUCAUAAAUGGAGGAGAGCUUUUCCUCACUGUCCUCCUCAACCCAAUCAGCAUCUUCAUGACCCACCUGUCCAACUACGGGAAUGACCGUCUUGGCCUGUACACGUUUAAGAACUUGGUGAGGUUCAUACAGAUGUGGACCAACCUGAAACUGCAGACCCUCCCACCUGUACUGCUGGCACAGAAAUAUUUCCAAAUCUUCCCUGAAGAGAGGGACCCCAUCUGGCAGGACCCCUGUGAGGACAAAAGACAUAAAGACAUCUGGUCUAAGGAGAAGACCUGUGACCGUUUCCCCAAGCUGCUUAUCAUCGGACCUCAGAAGACUGGAACUACUGCUCUCUAUCUGUUUCUGGGCAUGCAUUCCGAUUUGACCAGUAACUACCCCAGCAAGGAGACCUUUGAAGAAAUCCAGUUCUUCAACGGCCGAAACUACCACAAAGGCAUUGACUGGUACAUGGAGUAUUUCCCUCUACCCUCCAACACUAGCUCAGAUUUCUACUUCGAGAAAAGUGCCAACUACUUCGACUCUGAGGUUGCGGCCCGGCGAGCAGCUGCUCUUCUGCCCAAAGCCAAAAUCAUCACCAUUCUUAUCAACCCCGCUGACAGAGCCUAUUCCUGGUAUCAGCACCAGAGGGCCCAUGAUGAUCCUGUGGCUCAGAAAUACACAUUCCAUGAUGUCAUCACUGCUGGCCGGGACGCGCCCAUCAAACUGAGGGUCCUGCAGAGUCGUUGUCUGUUGCCCGGACUUUACGCCACACACCUUCAGCGUUGGCUCACACACUAUCACCCCAGUCAGAUCCUGGUCCUGGAUGGACAGAUGCUGAGGACAGAACCAGCUUCAGUGAUGGACAAAAUCCAGAAGUUUCUAGGCCUGACAAAUACGCUCAACUACCACAAGAUCCUUGCGUUCGACCCGAAGAAGGGCUUCUGGUGUCAGCUGCUAGAUGGAGGGAAGACCAAAUGCCUGGGGAAGAGUAAGGGCAGAAGAUAUCCUGACAUGGACAUUGAUUCCCGGACCUUCCUGAGAGAGUAUUACCAUGAGCACAACAUCGAGCUCUCCAAGCUGCUGUACAAAAUGGGCCAGCCGUUGCCUAGCUGGCUGAGGGAGGAGCUACUCCACAGCAGGUAACCUGAGGAGGGGGGUGGGGACACACAGGUCAGACUCGGACACCCCUCCUUCUGCUCUUAAGCGGACUCGCCCUCUUGUCCACCCCUGUCAGCCGCCGGCCACGGUCGGUCAAGUCUUCUAGAGGACACGGCGGAGCGGUAAAGAAAGAUGGGCUCGGACGCGCUGGCGGCUCUGUUCCGUUUUGGAGAACAGCGAUGUGCCCAGGAUAUAGCCUUGGGGCACACCUGCCACAAAUCUCGCUCGGACAUGGGAUCACAACGGGAGGCUUCCAAAAGACAUUCUCUGGUGUGUUGAAGUACCAGGGAGACGUAGUGUCAGAACAAAUGGACAUGCAAUAUGGGAGAGGAGGCACAUAUCUCUUUUGACAGAGCUAUAGGACACACACAGAUAAAUAAGUGCCAGGGUGGUACCUAAAAGUUUGUUUUCUUGGUUAAAUCUCAUUUUAACACUCAUUUCAAGGCUGUUCGUCUUGUAGUUUCACUCUUCUGUUUUUUAUUAUUAUUUCAUAGGAUAUCGAGCCCAUUCGUUACAGCUGCACCCUCCGGGCUUAAAAUGUGACAUUUAAAGGUGAAAUUUCAUUACGAUGUAUUUAUGGCUAUUAGUUGCGAAUCCCCAGGACAGCUUGAUAAUGCGUGAUAAAUUGUGGUACUAAAACACAGAUAAGCUACAUCCAUAAUCAAUGUGACUGUAAAUAUGAAACUGUAAAAAAAAUUUGGGUACGUCGUUGUGCAGUAACUGCCUUAAUGCAACUUUAUCAAGCCAAUUACGGUUAAAUUCACUGAAGUAUACAAGCUGACGUGUUUUGAUCGAUUUAUUUAAUCGUAAUUCGAAUGAUGAAUGUCCCUGUGAGAACUGGACCGACCCAUGUGUUAUUUUAGCAUUAUGUCACAAAUCUCACCGGAGCAUUAAGUAAGGGGAUUGCCGUUUUAAUAGUGAUUCAUAAAACCUGCCUGACGGUAAUCUUUUAUCACCUGUAUUUUUUUUUUUAUCUUUUUUUAAUGAAUGUUUUACCCAUUUUUCCUUUUUUUUUAAAGUGAUUUGUUUUAGCAUAUCACAACAUCUAAUCACUUUUCAUUCAGGGUUGUCAUCAGAAUGUGUCCUGGAAUGUAUUUCCUCUGCCAAGAGACAUUUUAUGACUUGUGUUCUGUAGGAACUGUUGACUGCUACUGAACCGUAGGAAUUACACCCAUGAAUGUAAGCAAGGAAUUAGGAUGCUAUAUAACAGACAAGAUGCCUUUUCAGUGCAGGCAUGGCGAUCCAUGGAAAGCUCCACAAAGCCCCUUAACCCAGUCCCUGGAGCUGAAUUAAACCACUGCGCUAAUGGAUUUCAUUUCUCUCGCUGCCGAAAUGAGAAGUCAUGGAACGAGCCCAAAUCUCAUUUUAUGUAUAACAUAAAAUUAAUUGGAUUUAAUUUGGCUCCCUUCUGUUUUUAAUGUGUCUUUCAAAGGGUUUUUUGUGCACUUUCUUCCAUACUUCUAUGCACAAUCACAUCAGACUCACUCUGCGCAGCAUAUAUCAGUCUCCUCUAACAGCUGUGAGCGUCGAUUGACUUUUGGCGGUUUGAUUCGAGUGCAUCCGUCGGUCACGUGUUUCACGAUGAAAAGGCGCCAAAAAGUACAAUGUUUGAUGAGAAAUCACCCCUGCUUUAGGAUGGAAGGGGUCUGGCAAUAUUACAGUUGGAGAAGUGACAGUAUCUCAGAGCGUUUAUUUUCUAUAAUAUAGAUCUUAUUUGUAAAAAAAAAAAACAACUUCAUUUUCUUCAUUGACCUCAAAGUAUGAUGCUUGAGAAGCACAAUAUUUGUGACCAAGCGUACAAUGCCAGGAUAUCACUUCCCACAAAUGUUUUGCGACAGUCCACAGGAAGACUUUUGUGUCCACAGAGCAUCUUUGUAUUACCAGUGGCUUUUACAGAUAGUUUUACUGGGUCUUGGUUGAAAUAGAAGUAGUUUACUACUGUCUGCGGUACAGAAUCAUGCACCUUACAUGCUGCUUUCGGAUUCUUCAUCAUCACACACAUGGAAAAGUUCAUUUACUCUAUAUCGUUUUGUAUUUCUGCUCCCAAACCCACAACUGACAUCUAAUAAUAAUGCAAUAUCAUGUUUCCUGGUUAAAUGGGAUGUUUUGCACCAAGCACAAAUUCUGUCACAGUGUACAGAACCUGUUUUGUUUGUUUGUUUGUUUGUUUGUUUGUUUUUUUGAGUGAAUGGAACUGAGAGAAAUUCUAAAAUAUGAAUGAACUAGUUAUAAUUUUUUUUAUACAUCGACACUCACAGACGUGCAGAGGGUCCCAAUGACUUUCACACUGCCAAUAUUGUGCUUUCUGUAUCAUAAUGUAGGGUAUCAAUCGGUAGAAUAAAAUAACUGUAAGGAAAUAAUCAUCUGGACUGUACAAUCAAACCUACUGUUGUUAAUAUUUUUUAUUGUUGGUAGCCAAUAUUUUUGUGAUUAAUUUGCAAAUAAAGAAACCACUGUCUUUUUAA